Molecule: messenger RNA, 1077 nt
Organism: Aspergillus tanneri
Lineage: Eukaryota; Fungi; Ascomycota; Eurotiomycetes; Eurotiales; Aspergillaceae
Exons: 3
Coding region: 1-1077 (358 amino acids)
Source: RefSeq, a predicted model, not a curated record
AUGGAGCAGGAUAUCGAUCUCGCUACAUCCCCGAAGCAAAACAUUCCUAUUACCAUCGACGUACACGGUCUCAAGGCGAAAGUGCUCUUGAAUCGUCCCCAAGAAGAUAUUGUUCCCGCUCGAUACCUUCGCAAGGCGGAUCAGUCUUCUGUCGUCCAACGUACCUUCUGGGUCUUCCGAGGCGUGGAAGAUGCUCGCCACGUCAACUUGAGCAAAUGGUCCAAGAUCGAUAUUCGUUUCCGAGGGGUAUAUAAGACGCUUAAGAAGGCACCCCAGUUCAGGAAGGGUCUGUAUGAGAACGAUGGUGGUCGUUGUGAGAGUAGUAAUCGCAGGUUCAACUUCAAUGACGUGGCGAAGAUACAGGGUCAGGUGGUUUAUGCUCUUCUGGACGAGGUCAUGAAUAUGUUAAAUAUCUCGCGGGAUAUGGAGGAUAACCUUUCCUACUUUUUUCUUCGACACAAUCCAUCAUCAUCCGAUUCCGAACUGAAUAAGCUCAUCGCCAAGAACCCCAACGAACGUUUCUAUACGAAGCAGAACAUAGAGCGUUUCACACAGCAGGUAGAAUGGGAUAAACUGUCCACAGCGGAUGGGGAGCGUGAUUUCCGUGUAUUUCGCAUCCUAGGGAGCCAGGAGUACGAUUUAUGGAUCAAGAGCGAAUUCCGCGCCGCGAUGAGACUAAUCGUCGGGUUGAUCAUGUACAUGAUGAGUGGUCGUGCUCGCUGCGGUGUCCUGCAGCAUAUCUUUGAGCAAUACCCCUACGACGAAGGCGACGAGCCCAGCUCGGAAGAUGAAAAGGGCCAGGAGAAAGCGGCCAAGGAGGAAAAGGAUGUUGCUGAACAGGAGAGACAGCUGGAGCAGGUGGAGAAGCAGAAAAUCGAGGAAGAUCGGGAGCGGUUCUGGGCACGAGAGGCAAUGCGUUCGUCGGUUAACGAUCGGAUUGGAGGCUUUAAAGAUUUUCGCCAGCCAUGGUGGGAAUGGGUCUGGGAAGAUAAGAAUGACGAUGGGCAAGACGUUGACGAUGUCGAUGACGAUGUCGAUGACGAUGACGAUGACGAUGUGGUUCUUAAUGGCCCUUAA